AACACAAUACCUUCAUUUGAAUCCACGCGCAAAUCUUUAACGUUUUAUUAGACAGUUGAAUCACAACCGUCAUCUUUACACAUGUGCUUAAUUGAAGACAGCAAACACUUGAGAGAAUUACCAUAACCCAGUCAAGUCUUUAAAACAUCUGCUCACCAUUUUUUCUUCACCACAGAGCAGCAAAUGCACAAAUGACAGGGGAAAAUGAACAACUUAAACUCGGCAAAACAGUUUCAGCAAUCUAAUCAAUUCCACGCACUGAAACGAAAGUCUUAAUAAAAAAGCUUGAAUAACACAACAAAGAAAUUGCUUAAGUCAAGCUUGGAAUCCAUAUCUCGAUGACUUCUAAUUAGAAAGGCCAAGAGGAGAUAAUGUCAUUUGGUCCAUUUAAAAAGGAAAAAGUCCCCAGUUCUUUCCACGAUGCGUACUCAGAAUGGUAUGCCCUCUGAUCUCAUUGUGCCGUGGAACAGCUGACUUCCAAAAUACCGAAGUGGUCACACUCAGAUGAUCUCUGACAAAAGACCUGGGAUGGAAUCCAAAAGGGGAUAUACCCUCUGACGAAUCGGGUACGAUGAUGCAACACACAGGGAGAAAACUAUCGAAUCAGGACCUGUGGAUUAUUCUUACACGGCAUGACACCCUCCAAUCAAAAUUGAUUUACUAGCUAAGCCUUCCUGGUCCUAUGUGGACUUGACGCCGCAAUGCACUGGAGAAAAAAGAAAACAAAAAUCUGGUUUUCGAUGGAAAAAAAGCAGAGCAUUUCCGGGUCUGUGCUAUUUGCUAACCUGAUGCUAUUCCUUUACGAGUGAACGCUGGGCAUGAACAGUUUGUUUAGGAAGCAACCAGGCUAAGCUCAGACCUGGUACUGAGUACUCGCUAAGAUUCAGUCUUGAUGGAACAAUUCAGCGUUUAUUAGCACCGGGGCCUGGGAUAGAGACACACUCAGCGCGACUGGAGUUAAACUGAUAGCGGACCAUCGACCUUUCUCACCCAGAGUACAUCCGAGGUGCAAAACAGUCGCUCCAUCGGAAGCGGCUCACUCCACGUUAUCCAACCUUGGUCACAGAACCCGAGAUGGAGACAUCGCUCGGUCACUUCUACCAAUCAGGGUUCACUACCGCUUUGGAGGGAUCCCUUUAUGUAAACGACUUUUCUGACGAUCAUCCGCAAGUAGUUGAGCUUGGGCACAUGAAGGAAAAUGCGUGCCCAGAAUCGAUACUGAAUUUUAUCCUGGAUGCGGACAAGUUGCGCAAGACGCAGGAAGAUAAACUGUUGACGAGAUGCGAACUUGGCCUGCCACCAGAUCCACAUGAUUGGACGGUGGAAAACGUUAACGCCUGGCUCAAGUGGGUCUUCACGACCUUUGACCUCGUUAACGACGACGACAUGGGGUCAAAGUUACAACCCUUCCCGUGGGACGGCAACAUGCUGGCAAAGUGGACAGCAGACGACUUCUUUCACUUCUUCGGCCCGCACGGAGACCUGGUUUACGAGAACUUCGCAAGAUGGCUGAACGUUUCUCCGGAGAGCUUGGAGAUACAAGACAAUCUCUUUGAUGUUCAGAAGGACAUCAAUCGACUGGAAGACAUCAAACACCGACUACUGGACACAAUGGUAGCGCAACAGCCUAUCUUUUCUCAGCCUUUCAUGAAAACCGAAUAUGGCUCUAACAUGAGCAGUCCGCCACUCUCGCCACCAAUGAGUGACGACUUCAUGUCACAUGACCUAGACACCAGCCGUUCCCGAAGUCUGCCCGCCAGUGAGGUGUCAUCAACCACGUUGACGUGCUACCCGCACGCAGUAGCUCCCGGCUUCUCGAUGGUGGACGAUGACAUCCACCCCUCCUCUCUCUUCAUCGAGCCGGAGUCGGACGGCAGCGGGCCGCCAGCUGUCAUGCGAACCAAACGGAGGCGAGGCAGGCCUCGUAAGCCCAAACCGCCAAAACAGAAGCGAAGCCAGCCCAUCUUGUACAAGUUCAUCCUGGGCCACCUCAACAACCCCAACAUGCGAGACAAGCUGGAGUGGGUCAACAAACAAAGCGGCAUCUUCAGGUUCCAUUCGGCGCGCAAGGAGGAAUUCGCUGAGAUGUGGGGACGUUACAAGGGGAACCGCGAACAGAUGACGUACCAAAACAUGGCGCGCGCGCUGCGCAACUACACAAGGGGCAAGACAAAGAUUAUGGAACGAGUCAAGCGAAAACUGCACUAUAAAUUCUGUCCCGAUUUCAUCCAGUAACGAAGCAGUGGGUAUUUUCGCUGUGGGUAGCUUGGACAUUGUAUGUUGGCACGAAUUGUCUGGGCACUGACAAUAUCGGGCAUGUCCGACAAACAAAACUACAUGUAGCGCUGACAUCAACUGUUUGUAAGCAUCCUGCUCGCGCACAACCAGUAUUUCACACAUACUGAUAUGCGGUUUUUAGACAGUUGGAAUCCCUCCGACUGAAAGAAGAUUAAAUUUGAGCGAAAAACCUCCGCGCGUGCGCGGCACCACCCAUGGCAAGACUGUUUGCGGUGAUCGGACAGGUGUAUUUGCACUAAGACAGCGAGCACACGGUCAAAACCCCAAAUGCAAUGUACAACUUAUGUAUCAAAUACGGACACCGCAACACAGCCUACUGUGUGUAUAGGCGGCUCCUACACGAAAUUAAUAAUUUAAUUCCAAUCUGAGGGUGACUACAGAAGUCUAGUACCAAUGUCAGCUGAUAACCGAUCUAUUACAAAGUUCGACUUAUGAAAUCGCGUCUAUUUUGGGUGGCCAUGCUUUUUAAAGGCCAAAAAAGAAAGUACACGUAGGCCUAUGAAUAUUUAUUUUAACUGUUACUUUGAAUUGUGGUGGCUUCACUAAUGUACACAGUCUUCAUUUUGACACGGUCGCAUUGUAUAUGUUAAAGUUGUCUAGUUAUCAAAGAGAUUAAGGGAUACUAAGCACAGUUACGCAGGAAGGAUGGAGCCAUCAGAAGUGUAUUAUAAGAAGAAUGCCAGUGAGCUUUGUCAAACAAAAAUUAAGAAUUAGGACUCCGGAAAUAAAGGGAUUUCUAUGUUUCUGAUGUCAAUCUCGCAAGACCAAGUUGCGAAGACAAUGUUUUUAGAAACUUUUACAAUCAUGUUGGAGUAAUACAAACGAAAAAGGGAAUAUAAUAAAUAUAACAUGUAAAAGUAUCACACAAUCAACGUUUCACAAAGGCCAACUAAAAAUCGUGCAAUAUAAGCUUUGACCGCCCCAUAAAUGCAGUAAUCAAUAAAAUUGAUAUUGUUUAAUUGGAAAUUGUUUUCGCGACCAUCUUGAGUUACAUGUGGACCAUGUUCAAAUGACACCACGUUCAUGACUUACCGUCGGGCUAAAUCGACAUGUAAAGAUUUAAAUCAAACAGAGACACGAAUAAAUUUUUAAAAACCCGCAAAAUUCGAUGGAUUUCAAUUGCAAACUCAUCUCAGCUAUGCCACUUAAAAGAAAAGACAUUCUGUAAUCUGUAAUGCACCGGAUCCUCUCUAAAAAUAAAAUUAUCCGACAAGCGAUGAAAUGAGGUUGAGAUAAAGGCAAAUCAAUUUGUAUGACGUGCAUACAUAAAUUUAUUGUUAGAGAUAUUUGUUGGGCGAAAAUGUAAAUAUUUUGCUAUAUUUAAUCAGAACAAUACGUUUGAUGUGGCCUUACAAAAGGGCAUGGCGAUUCAAAUUUCGAUUAUCGUCAAGUGACUUGACUUGUAACAGUUUCCUUCAUUUCUAAUAGAUUUAUUAUUGGAUAGAUGCAUGUUUAUGUACUUUAUAUAUUCUAUUUAGAUAUAAGAGUUGUAAACAAUGGCACAUUUUUAACUGCAGUCUUUUUUGACUGAAGUGCCAAUUUUCUAAAGUGUAAAGAUUUAACGUGUAAAAUUUACACAUUUUGGGUUUGUUUGGUCUCUUCCAGGAUUGUUUCAGUUUAGGGUCUGUGUGUCUAACAAGAGAAUUAAGUUAAACUCUUAAGAUGUUAACGGUUGAAUUUUGUCUGGUUCUUAAAUGACACACUCGAAUUGUAAAACAAAUACGAGGCAAAGUAGUUGAAAUCGCAGAAUAAUGCGGAGUACUAUGGUGAACAAUAUCAAAAUGUAACUGAUAUUCAGUACCCUCUGACCGUUUGAAUUCUCCAGUGAAGUAAAGGGUUGGGUGAACGCCACAACAUCAUCGCAUUCUCAGUUGUCGUAUUAUGAACGCGAAGCCAGGUCACAGUAUGUGUAAAGCGCAAGCGUUUAAAAUACAAAUGACAUAAAGGAACCAAAGUGUGACGUCACUGUGAACCAAAAAGUGCAGUGCAAACGAAUGGACAACGCACGCGUGUAGGUUUGCGCGCUGGUUCUCGUUGUAAUGCCUUUCACACACAUAGGUGCGCAGGACAUAUUCACUUCGGUAAUCAGUACAGUUCAGAGAAAUCGGACAACGAAUUUUAGUAGUGUACCAAGAGCAUGGCUGAGCGAAGAAACGUUUUCCUGCACGCUACAAUGUCAUAUUUACUGGUUUUGAUUGGCCAAUUCAGCUUGCUUUGUUGUUAAACAUGUUCUAUAAAUUAAGGAUGUAAUAAAAUCGAGCCGCAAAGAUGACACUUGUUCUUCUGAUACCCUGCAGCGUUUGUGCUACCUGGGUUUAAACGCUCAGUUAAGGGAACUUAGUUUCUAAAUAUGGUUGUUCAAAUGUGAAAAACUCUGUUAAUAUUUACAUUUGGAUUUGUCCAUUUUUCACAGACGAACUUCAACCGGUAACGGGGAGCAAAUCAUAUCGCUUAUAACUAAACAGCAAUCUUAUUGUUGCAGCUGAGCUCUUCAAGUUCCAGACGGAACGUAUACUACUUCGUUUAGAAUUUUUGAAAAAUAAAACAUCAUUGUGACAUCAUUA
Molecule: messenger RNA, 4862 nt
Organism: Acanthaster planci (crown-of-thorns starfish)
Lineage: Eukaryota; Metazoa; Echinodermata; Asteroidea; Valvatida; Acanthasteridae
Product: ETS homologous factor-like
Biological process (GO): cell differentiation; regulation of transcription by RNA polymerase II
Cellular component (GO): nucleus
Molecular function (GO): DNA-binding transcription factor activity, RNA polymerase II-specific; sequence-specific DNA binding
Source: RefSeq, a predicted model, not a curated record